CCAAAUCCAAAUUCGGAAAAGGGAGUGAACCGUCCUUUAUUUCCAUACACAUACAUUAAUCGGAUUUUCCCCAUAUCACAUAAUAAUAUAUUAAUUUCCCAAAAGCAAAUCCUAAACAAACAAUAUGCGAAAAAAUAUUCAUCGUUUAUCUGUAGCAAAACGAAUUCCCAAUAGGAAUAAAACUUUACGCUGGUAACUAAAUUACAGUAGUAUAGUAACAGCGGCUAUUAUAUAUAAAUAAAAUAAAGCCAUAAGAUGACCUUGAGUCUUAUCAAUGUUUCUCCGUCGUAUUGAUAAAGUCUAUAUAAAUAAAGAAGUUUAAAUUUUCACGUUUUGUGUAGUGUUUGGUUGAAACAAAUCAUGAGGCCGCCGGAGGAAAUCGAGGAUAUAAUUCUUCGAAAAGUUUUCCUGGUUAAAUUAGUUGAUUCCAUGGAAGACGAUUCACGGGUAGUUUAUUUGGAGAGAACCGCUGCGGAAUUACUCAAUGAGGAUAAGGAUUUCAGAUUAUCCCGGGAUUUAUUGGAGCGGGUUCUCGUCGACCGGUUAACCGGAAAUUUCUUGAACGCAGAGCCGCCGGUUCGAUAUCUGGUCAACUGUUACCGGCGAGCAUCUGAGGAGGGCCGAAAGAUUGCUUCGAUGAAGGACAAGAACGUGAGAUCGGAGAUGGAAUUCGUGUUGAAACAAGCCAAGAAUUUUGCUGCUUCUUAUUGUAGGAUAGCGCUUGGAACUCCAGAUAUGUUCCCUAAUUCCGAUGCCGUCGCCGGUACUAAUUCGCCGUUGCUUCCUUUGAUUUUGUCGGCCGUUGAUGGAUUCGGUAACAACGGAGACGCCGCGCCGCCGGGAUUUCUGGAAGAGUUGUUUAGGGAAGGAGAUUAUGAUAGUGUGGAGCCUAUUAUGAAGCAAUUGUAUAAGGAUUUAAGUGGUUCUGUGCUCAAGGUUUCUGCUUUAGGGAACUUUCAGCAGCCACUCAGGGCAGUACUUAUGUUGAUUAAUUUUCCGGUGGGAGCGAAAUCAUUGGUGAGUCAUCCUCAGUGGAUACCUAAUCCGGCGUAUAUCAAUGGGAGAUUGAUUGAGGUUGCUAGUAUUUUGGGACCAUUCUUUCAUGUUAGUGCUUUACCUGAUCAUAACACUCUCUACAAGAGUCAACCUGAUGUUGGGCAGCAGUGUUUCUCAGAUUCAUCGCAAUGCCGUCCUGGAGCCAAUGUUUUGUCUUCGAGCACGACGAUCAGGACUGUUAUGAACAGCCUUAAUGAUGGUUUGGCAGAGGUGAUGAGGAGUCUUCUUAAGAAUGCUAACACUCGAGAGAAUGUGCUGCAAUUUCUAGCUGUGGUGAUCAACAAAAACACGGCUCGGGCGCAUAUGCAGGUUGAUCCAUCGUCUUGUGCUAGUACAGGGAUGUUUGUGAACCUCAGUUCUGUGAUGCUGCGACUUUGUGAGCCGUUUCUGGAUGCCAAUUUGACAAAGAGGGACAAGAUUGAUCCGAAAUAUGUGUUUCAUGGCACCCGUUUGGAAUUGAGAGGAUUGACUUCACUUCAUGCUUCAUCCGAGGAAGUAAAUGAAUGGCUUCUGAGAAACAAUGAUUGCAAAGAAAAUGGUAAAUUUCACUUCAUUUCUGAGUGCUUCUUCAUGACUGCGAGGGCUGUGAAUCUAGGUUUGUUAAAAGCAUUCUCGGAAUGGAAUAAUCUUGGUCGGAACAUUGCAAGAUGUAAAGAAAAGUUAUCAGCCUUGAAAAAAAUGCAAGGUCAGACACCUUGUGAACAUCUGCAGCAAAAUAUAGCUAGCCUUGAGAAAACAAUUGGAUUAUACUCACAGGAAGAGUCAUGCUAUGAAGCUCAGGUACUGAGGGACACGGGGCUUGUUCAGCGAGCAUUAUCCUUCUACCGGCUAAUGUUGGUCUGGUUGGUUGACCUUGUAGGAGGAUUUAAGAUGCCUCUGGCAUCAACAUGUCCUCUGCAUUUUGCAGCCAUGCCAGAGCAUUUUGUGGACGACGCGAUGGAGUUGGUUAUAUAUGCCUCUCGGAUUCCCAAAGCUUUGGAUGGGGUCGAACUGGAUGACUUUAUGAACUUUAUCGUCAUGUUCAUGGCAAGUCCUGACUUUGUAAGAAAUCCUUACCUAAGAGCAAAGAUGGUGGAAGUACUCAAAAUGUUGAUGCCUCGCAAUAAGGGUUCAUCAGCGAUGGCUACAUUGUUUGAGAGUCACCAACUAUCCCUGGAGUAUCUUGUUAGGAAUCUUCUCAAGCUUUAUGUUGACAUUGAAUUCACAGGUUCCCACGGUCAGUUCUACGACAAGUUUAACAUUCGCCACGACAUUGCAGAGCUUCUCGAGUACCUGUGGCAGGUUCCAAGACAUCGAACUGCUUGGAGACAGAUUGCUAAGGAGGAGGAGAAGGGAUUUUAUCUGAACUUCGUAAACUUUUUGAUUAAUGAUAGUAUUUAUCUCCUGGAUGAAAGUCUCAACAAGAUUCUCGAGAUGAAAGAACUGGAAGCCGAGAUGGCUAAUAAAGUGGAAUGGGAGCGAAGAUCGGGUCAGGAGAAACAGGAAAGGACUAGACGGUUUCAAUCACUGGAGAAACUCAUUCGGGUUGACAUGAAAAUGGCCAACGAAGAUGUUCGCAUGUUGGGUUUUACCACACAAGAGAUUACAGCUCCUUUCCUCUUGCCAGAGAUGGUUGAGCGGGUCGCGAGCAUGCUGAAUUAUUUCCUGUUACAGCUAGUUGGACCUCAGAGGAACUCUCUGAGCUUGAAAGAUCCUGAAAGGUAUGAGUUUCGUCCCAAAAUCUUGGUCAAGCAGAUUGUGGACAUGUACGUGAACUUGUCCAGGGGAGACACUGAAAGCGUUUUCACAGUCGCCAUUGCAAAAGAUUGUCGAUCUUACAGCGAGCAGAUAUUCAGUGGCGCAGCUGAUGUUCUUGGGAAAAUCGGUGAAGAUGCGAAGAUCAUACAAGAAUUCAGAAAUUUAGGUGAAAAGGCUAAAGCUGCAGCGACAGAGGCGAUGGAUGCCGAAACAGCUCUCGGAGAGAUACCUGAUGAAUUCCUUGACCCGAUUCAAUACACAUUGAUGAGGGAUCCUGUCAUUUUACCUUCAUCAAGGAUUACAAUUGAUCGCCUCGUUAUUCAGAGGCAUCUUUUGAGUGAUUCUACGGAUCCUUUCAACCGUUCUCGUCUUACGGCAGAUAUGUUGAUACCAAAUAAUGAGCUUAAAGCUAAGAUUGAAGAGUUUGUUCAAUCCCGUGAAUCGAAGCUGCGAGGGAAAGAUUUGAGUUGAAAGAACACGAAAAUGACAACAGAAACCACUGGUGAUGCGUCUUCUUAAAUUGAGUAGGAAGAUUGAUUCUGUUUCAUGUGUAAGUUUGUGUCAUUUUGUGCACUUCAUUAUUAUCAUUAUUGGAUCCCUAGAUUACAUUUCAUUUUGGCUUUCUCCACAAACAACUAGUAUAUCGAUUCCUUCUUCAAAAAAACUAGUAUAUCGAUUCUACUGUAUAUGUGCAUUUUUUUAAAAAAAAACUUUUUGUACAUAAACACGGACUAUCGAUUAAUU
Messenger RNA from Oldenlandia corymbosa var. corymbosa, 3537 nucleotides. NCBI's taxonomy places the organism in Eukaryota, Viridiplantae, Streptophyta, Magnoliopsida, Gentianales, Rubiaceae. The record is from the annotation of a GenBank genome assembly.